Messenger RNA from Pteronotus mesoamericanus, 990 nucleotides. Its product is annotated as olfactory receptor 52E8-like. Gene Ontology annotation, cellular component: plasma membrane. Gene Ontology annotation, biological process: G protein-coupled receptor signaling pathway. Bases 43 to 990 code for a protein of 315 amino acids. Gene Ontology annotation, molecular function: G protein-coupled receptor activity; olfactory receptor activity. The transcript has a single exon. NCBI's taxonomy places the organism in Eukaryota, Metazoa, Chordata, Mammalia, Chiroptera, Mormoopidae. The record is from RefSeq and is a predicted model, not a curated record.
CUACAACUUUUAAUAAGGAUAUUACAAUCAGCCUGCAGAAGAAUGCCCUCUCCCAAUGUCACUGAGUACCACCCUUCUUCGUUCCUGUUGCUGGGCAUUCCAGGGUUGGAAAUUGCACAAAUCUGGCUUGGCUUUCCUUUCUGUGUAGUGUAUCUGAUUGCUCUUGUUGGAAAUAUCACUAUUCUUUUUGUUAUCUGGACUGAUCAUAGCCUUCACCAACCCAUGUUUUACUUUCUAGCCAUGCUGUCAGUAAUUGACCUGAGUCUCUCUACUGCUACCAUCCCCAAGACACUGGGUAUCUUUUGGCUCAACCUUCAGGAGCUGUGCUUUGGGUGCUGUGUUGCUCAAGUCUUUUUUAUCCACUUUUUUACAGUCAUGGAGAGCAUUGUACUUCUUGCCAUGGGUUUUGAUCGCUAUGUGGCUAUUUGCAAUCCCCUCAGAUACAACAUGAUCCUCACCAACAGAGUCAUUGGUGUGAUUGCACUGGUGGUAGUUCUAAGAAGUUUAUGCAUGAUUGCUCCCAUCAUUUUUCUCCUUCUGAGGCUGCCUUACUGUGGACAUAGAAUCAUCCCUCAUACCUAUUGUGAGCACAUGGGAGUAGCACGUCUGGCUUGUGCCAGUAUUAGUGCCAAUGUCUACUAUGGUCUUGGUAAUAUUUCUAUCUUGUUUCUAGAUGUGCUUCUGAUUAUUAUCUCCUAUGCUAGGAUCUUAUACACUGUCUUCCACCUCCCUUCCCAGGAUGCCCGCUUAAAGGCUCUAAACACUUGCAGCUCUCAUAUUUGUGUCAUCUUAGCCUUCUUCGGUCCAGCCCUCUUCUCCUUCCUCACUCAUCGCUUUGGUCACAACAUUCCCCAGUAUAUCCAUAUCCUUCUAGCUAAUCUCUAUGUGGUCAUCCCCCCUGCCCUCAACCCAGUCAUUUAUGGGAUCAGUACCAAACAGGUCCAGAAGCGGGUACAGAGUCUUUUUGUUAAAAAGAAGCAAAACAAAUGA